ACACCCGGCAGCCCCCGCGCCGUGACGUCACGCGGGGGGCGGUGACGCAAGCGGAGCGGGGAGCGGGAGGCUGUCCUCACAGGAUGUCUGGGCACUGGGCCGGGAUGGCGGCGCUGAGUGCACUGCGCCACAUCCCCAUCAUUCCCAAGUCUCCACUGGCCAUCACCACCUCCAUCCGUCACAACUCCAACCGCGUCGCCAUCUCCCACCUCCACCGUCAGCAGUACGGCCGCCUCUACCCCGUCCUCCUGGUCCACACUGAUGGCUCCACCAUCCGCCUGCGGUACAAGGAGCCCAAGAGGAUCCUGAUGCUGCCCCUGGACAGCAGCACGCUGCCAGAGGCUGAACGCAAGGCUCGGUUGCGGAAGCAAUUCCCAGGAAAACCGAAAGCCAGGAUGGAAGAGAACAUCCAGGGCAUCGACCUGGACACCUACAAGCGCUUCUGGAAGAAAUGACGCGCUGGGACCGCACUGUUUUCAAAUAAAGCCGAGGAGCAUCCA
Cuculus canorus (common cuckoo) is the source of this 500-nucleotide messenger RNA. It is a transcript of the gene MRPL55, whose product is annotated as mitochondrial ribosomal protein L55. Gene Ontology annotation, cellular component: mitochondrial large ribosomal subunit. Gene Ontology annotation, biological process: translation. The record is from RefSeq and is a predicted model, not a curated record. Gene Ontology annotation, molecular function: structural constituent of ribosome. NCBI's taxonomy places the organism in Eukaryota, Metazoa, Chordata, Aves, Cuculiformes, Cuculidae. Bases 84 to 455 code for a protein of 123 amino acids. The transcript has 4 exons.